AUGCCUGCCUUCAGCUUGGUGGAAAUCGAAGCUAAGAUGUCAUUCUUCUCAGACUUCCUCAACCAAGUGAAAACUCCCAGCGUUGCAUCUAAACAGAUAUACGUUUCAAAAGUACUCAUACAGAUCACUAAUUUUGAUCAAUUGGAUUUUGAUUUUCAAAUUAAAAUUCUCAACCAAGUCACUCUUCAUCCUUCUCAACCUAAACUUACUCAAGAAGAAAAGUCAAAGUUACUUAAUAAUACCUCCAUUCUUAGAGAUAGUAUCGUCUUCUUCACUGAUACUGGCGCCGCAAGAGGUGUUGGUGGUCAUGCUGGUGGCCCUUUCGAUACUGUGCGAGAAGUGGUACUUUUGCUUGCCUCAUUUGCAAGUGGAUCUGAUUCAAAGAUAUUCGAUCACACCGUUUCCGAUGAAGCAGGUCACCGAGCUCAGUCAAAACUUCCCGGUCAUCCACAACUUGGUCUCACCCCUGGUGUUAAGUUCAGUUCAGUAGUGGUCGAUUGGGCCACAUGUGGCCUCUUCUCAAGGGUAUCGCACUCGCCAACCGAAACUGUAUUUUGUUUUUGUUCAGAUGGUUCACAACACGAGGGAAGUGACGCUGAAGCAGCCAGACUCGCUAGGGCUCAAAAACUCAACAUCAAAUUGUUGAUUGACAAUAACAACGUCACAAUUUCUGGUCACACAAGUGGCUAUCUCAAGGGUUACAAAGUCGGAAAGACACUGGAAGCGCAUGCCUUAAAGAUCGUCCGAGCUGAGGGUGAAAAAUAUACUGGUUGUAAUGACGUUAAAUCCAAAGUGAUUCGCAUCAACUUUGAUCUCAAAGGUUCAACUGGUUUCGAGGCCAUUCAUCAAUCUCGUCCUGGAAUCUUUAUUCCUUCUGUUAUUGUGGAACAUGGUAACUUUUGUGCUGCUGCUGGAUUUGGUUUUGAAAAAGGAAAAGAAAAGAUGAGAAAACUUGAUGCAGUCAUUUCCUUUGGAGAGAUUGUUCACCGAGCAUUAGACGCAGGAGACCAACUUGGAAUCGAAGGAUUUGAUGUUGGAUUGGUCAACAAAUCGACCUUGAAUGUGAUUGAUGAAAAGCCAUGGAUGAAUAUGGACAUCAGAAAUUUGUUUUAG
Messenger RNA from Melampsora larici-populina 98AG31, 1113 nucleotides. RefSeq lists its product as uncharacterized. The coding region runs from base 1 to 1113 and encodes 370 amino acids. Lineage: Eukaryota; Fungi; Basidiomycota; Pucciniomycetes; Pucciniales; Melampsoraceae. The record is from RefSeq and is a predicted model, not a curated record. Gene Ontology annotation, molecular function: catalytic activity. The transcript is spliced from 10 exons.